AUGUUGUCCCUUACACGUAUGGGCCUUGCCUCCCAAAGACAGCUCUUGAGACCAUCCUUGCUUCAGGCCGCUCGUUCCAUCAAGACUAUUCCACAGCCUCCUGGCAACAUUGUCGGUACCGUGAACGACGCCUACCAGCCUCCAAAGCCAGCCAAGCUGCAUGGUUCCGCUCACUGGACCGCUGAAAGAGCUAUUGCCAUUGGUCUUGUGCCUUUAAUUGGUGCUUCUUUCGUCAGUGGCCCCUCCAUGGUGCUUGACUCCACAUUGAGUGCAUUCUUGCUUGCUCACUCGUGGGUCGGGUUCCAGUCAUGUAUCAUUGACUACAUUCCCAAGAGAGUUUACGGUGCCUACCACAACUACGCCAUGUACUUGUUGACGUUUGGCACCGGUGUGGCUGCUUACGGUGUGUACGAGAUCGAGAAGAGAGAAGAGGGCGGUGUGACUGGUAUCGUCGCCAAGCUCUUCACUGCUUAA
Molecule: messenger RNA, 474 nt
Organism: Candidozyma auris
Lineage: Eukaryota; Fungi; Ascomycota; Pichiomycetes; Serinales; Metschnikowiaceae
Product: succinate dehydrogenase membrane anchor subunit
Exons: 1
Coding region: 1-474 (157 amino acids)
Biological process (GO): tricarboxylic acid cycle; mitochondrial electron transport, succinate to ubiquinone
Cellular component (GO): mitochondrial envelope; membrane
Molecular function (GO): ubiquinone binding; heme binding
Source: RefSeq, a predicted model, not a curated record